AUGCUCAUCUCUGGCUCAGUGAUCCGCGGUUUCAUUGCUACCUUAUAUCUUUUGAUCAUCUCAAUGGCAACAUUUCUAACACUUUUCUUUUAUUCUGAACCAGUGCUCUUUGCAUUUGUGAUCAUCGCAGUAUGCCUACUCGUCCUAUCGUAUCCCAUACUGUGCCUAUUCACAGUAACCCGAUCCUACGAUUUGGAUAUUCAAGGAAUUUGUUCAUUCGAUUGGAUUCCAAUUUCUUCAGACAUUGAAUCUUUUGAAAAGAAGGCCAAGGAUAUGGAAGAGAAGCCAACAAAACUUGAUGAAGCUUUUAUAUAUGCCUAUAUGUAA
This is a messenger RNA of Caenorhabditis elegans, 327 nucleotides long. RefSeq names its product Inner membrane protein (gene K10D3.6). The record is from RefSeq and is marked reviewed. Bases 1 to 327 code for a protein of 108 amino acids. NCBI's taxonomy places the organism in Eukaryota, Metazoa, Nematoda, Chromadorea, Rhabditida, Rhabditidae. The transcript has a single exon.